This is a messenger RNA of Enterobius vermicularis (human pinworm), 450 nucleotides long. NCBI's taxonomy places the organism in Eukaryota, Metazoa, Nematoda, Chromadorea, Rhabditida, Oxyuridae. The record is from the annotation of a GenBank genome assembly.
AUGAAAAUUAUGGCCGGUACAUCGUCCAACAAUUAUCCACAUCAUCGUUUGUCAACAGCAAUUUUACCGUCAUCUACAUAUCAUUCUUCAUCGGAAUCUGAUUCACUGUCAUCGUCACCAACAUCAUCAACAACGUCAUCGUCAUCAUCCUCGAUCAGAAAAGGUCGUAUUGAUAAAGUGUCAAACGAACGACGUGAAAGACGAGAAGUGAUGGAAAAGUUACAAAAAAUGGUUCCUUCAGCUCGUGAAGGUGAUUCACAGUUGAAACUUUUACAGAAUAUCAUAAACUAUAUUGUUUCUUUACAGCGACAAUUAGAAGAGGAUAUUGCGGAUUCAGAAAAUCAACAUUAUAAUUUGGAUGUAACAAGUUUAAGCGAUAUGUUUGCCAGAUUUUCUACCAAAACGGCCAGGUUUCCGCUACGACCUGGUCAACAGGUUGCAUCUCACUGA